GUUCGGCCCUUCUCUUCCUCCUCAUUUCUCUCCAUUACACAGCCUUUUUUGAAAGACCAGCAUGUCCUACUCUUACCUUUUCAAGUACAUCAUCAUUGGCGAUACAGGUGUGGGGAAAUCCUGUCUACUCCUUCAGUUCACUGACAAGAGGUUUCAACCAGUACACGACCUCACUAUUGGGGUGGAGUUUGGAGCCAGAAUGAUUAACAUUGAUGGGAAGCAGAUAAAGCUUCAAAUAUGGGAUACAGCUGGACAGGAGUCGUUUCGUUCCAUUACAAGGUCCUAUUACAGAGGAGCAGCAGGAGCAUUACUAGUGUAUGAUAUUACCAGACGAGAGACAUUUGAACACCUCACCUCGUGGCUGGAUGAUGCCAGACAGCACUCGAGCUCUAACAUGGUCAUAAUGUUGAUUGGAAACAAAAGUGAUCUUGAUGCUAAAAGAGACGUAAAGUUUGAAGAAGGUCUUGCAUUUGCUCAAGAGCACGGACUUGUAUUUAUGGAAACGUCAGCAAAGACUGCAGCUAAUGUUGAAGAGGCGUUCAUAAACACAGCAAAGGAAGUUUAUAAGAAGAUACAAGAUGGAGUUUUUGAUAUAACAAAUGAAGCUAAUGGUAUAAAGCUUGGUCCCCAGCAUCAAGGAGGAGGAGGGGGAGGUCAGAGAGCAGCAUCAGCUGAUCCUAAUAAAGCUCAGGGAGGAGGCGGAGGCUGUUGCUAAGGACAACCAGUUCAUUAAUAUUAUUAUUAUUAUUAUUAUUAUUAUUAUUAUUAUUAUUAUUAUUAUUAUUAUUAUUAUUGAUGUUGUCAAAUAAAUAACAACCUUUAUUAUUAUUAUUAUUGUUAUUACUAUUAUUAUUUUGUGGUAAUAUCAUUUAUUACCAUUAUUAUUAUUAUUAUUAAUGCUAAAUAUAAUUGUGUUUUACAAACACUUGCACGUUAU
Messenger RNA from Amphimedon queenslandica, 937 nucleotides. RefSeq names its product ras-related protein Rab-2-like. Gene Ontology annotation, molecular function: GTPase activity; GTP binding. The coding region runs from base 62 to 715 and encodes 217 amino acids. NCBI's taxonomy places the organism in Eukaryota, Metazoa, Porifera, Demospongiae, Haplosclerida, Niphatidae. The record is from RefSeq and is a predicted model, not a curated record. The transcript is spliced from 9 exons.